Molecule: messenger RNA, 889 nt
Organism: Oreochromis aureus
Lineage: Eukaryota; Metazoa; Chordata; Actinopteri; Cichliformes; Cichlidae
Exons: 2
Coding region: 1-828 (275 amino acids)
Molecular function (GO): nucleic acid binding
Source: RefSeq, a predicted model, not a curated record
AUGACAUACGGACUGUCUGAAAUCAAACAGGCUAUUGAGAACAGCAAUGACACCUUUGCCAAUGUGCCAUCAAUUAGCCUUCCAACGAUUGCCCGGCUUUUGAAGAAGCACCAAGUUUCCAUGAAACAAAUUUACUUGGUUCCUUUUGAGAGGAACAAUGUCCGGGUGAAACAACUGCGUUCAGAAUAUAUUCAGAGGGUGAUGGAGCUGGACGCUGCUGUGAAUCAUCACAAGUAUAUUUUCGUUGAUGAGGCCGGUUUCAAUCUGGCAAAAACUAGACGCAGAGGACGUAACCUUAUUGGACAAAGGGCUACCAUCCAAGUCCCUGGACAACGUGGGGGAAACAUCUCAAUGUGUGCAGCUAUAUCUGAAGAUGGUGUGGUAGGCUGUAGACCAGUUCUAGGGUCAUACAACACUGAACACCUGAUAGUUUUUUUGAAUGAACUGGAGCAGGCCUGUCAGGGAGAAGACAUCGUCUAUGUUGUUGUGUGGGACAAUGUCAGCUUCCACCAUGCACAGCUGGUUCAGGAAUGGUUUCAAACACAUCCUCGCUUCAUGACCCUCUAUCUUCCACCAUAUUCCCCUUUCCUCAACCCAAUUGAGGAAUUCUUCUCUACAUGGAGGUGGAAGGUGUAUGAUCGCCAUCCCCAUGAGCAUGUCUCCCUUCUUCAAGCCAUGUGUGAAGCUUGUGGUGAUAUAACUGCUGAGCAAUGUCAAGCCUGGAUUCGUCAUGCCAGGAGAUUCUUCCCACGGUGCCUGAACAACGAAGACAUCCACUGUGAUGUUGAUGAAAAUUUAUGGCCCAAUGUUAAUGACCGGCUUGAUUAAUUGUGUAAAAGUGAUGAGAAUAAAAUGAAAUGACAAUAUAUUUUGCGUAUGUAAAUGACUU